CCCCAUCUUCCCCGAAACCCACUUGUUUUGCAUUAUCCUGCAUAAAGGGUCCUCCUCACUUUGUUCUACUCCCCCCUUUAUUCCUACCGCUCAACAUGGCGAAAGCCGAGGGUGGCCCCAAGCCGGGCCUGGCAAAGAGAAUCUUCUUGAUGCUUGCACCAGACUCGGCAAAAGAUGACGAGGGUCGUGACAACUUUAACUCGCGAUCGCAAUUCGUUCUCUGUGCCAUGGGCGGCGCUGUCGGCCUGGGUAACCUGCUUCGAUUCCCGUCUGUCGUGUUUAACAACUACGGCCUGCAGUUCUUCAUUCCAUAUGCCGUCGCACUCUUCCUUAUUGGAAUCCCUAUCCUGAUCCUCGAAAUCACACUCGGACAGGCCUAUCGUGGUGGCUGCGUCAUUGCUUGGAACAACGUCAACCAUCGAGCAAAGGGUAUUGGCCUGUCCAUGGUGUUCAACGGUUUCAGCGUCGUGGGCUACUAUGUCCCGAUUCUGGCUUGGGCCAUGACAUAUUUCCGACUAUCCUUCAAGAGUCCUCUUCCUUGGGCGGGUGGCGACACUGUCGACUUCUUCUUGAACGAGGUUGUUCGUAAUGUCCCUCCAACCGGAGGUGAUGAGGAUGGCGGUGGUCUCAAGUCUUAUCCCGGCCGCGGCAUCAUUGGCGAGACCUUUGGCUGGGGUAUCAUGAUUUGGUUCGUCGUCUGGAUGUGUACCUUCAAGGGUGUUGGUCUUACAGGACGCGUCAUUUACAUCACCAUGGCCUUGCCACUCGUCAUGAUUGGAAUUCUAGCCAUCCGAUCACUUUCGCUUCCCAAUGCCUCUGAUGGCUUCAAGCUAUAUGUCGGCAUGUGGCGAAGCGAGUCCCUCGAGGGUCCCCGAGUAUGGCAGGAUGCCUUUGGACAAAUGUUCUUCUCGAUUGGUGUUGGUUUCGGUUACUUCACGUCGUACGCCUCAUACAACAACAAAUUCGCCAACGCGGUUCAGGAUGCUUUCAUCAUCGCACUCAGCAACUCAGCCAUCGAGAUCACGUCCGCAUUGGCUGUCAUGGGCGUUGUCGGAUUUCUGGCCAUCAACCCUGGAGAGGUAGAUCCCUUGUCUACCUUUAGCUCGGGCUUCUUCUACUACCCAGAGGCUCUUGCGCAAAUGCCCGGUUCCAACUUCUUCUCGGCAUUGUUCUUCUUGACCUUGGUUCUUCUUGGACUCACAUGCGUGUUUGCCUUGGCCGAGGUGCUAGUCACGCUCCUCUGUGACACUGACCUUGGUCAACGUGUGCCUCGCUGGGUCAUCUCUACCUCGGUUAUUAUUCUCGGUGUUUUGACUACACUCAUCUAUUGCAGCGAGUUUGGCUUCAACACUCUGGAUGCUGUUGAUAUGUUUGUCAACGACGUCGCUCUCUUCAUUACCGUCUGGUCUGAGACCUACAUGGCCUGUACGCUUUACCGCUGGAGAGACCCUGUUGACCAAAUUGGAGCCAUCAGCUAUUUUGUCUACAAUGGCGGUUACGUCGCCUCCAUCGUCAUUGGUCUCCUCCUUGGCCACCUCGUGAACCCUAGUGUUGGUGCUGGCGUUGGCUUUGGCAUUUUCAUCGCCUGCGCUCUAUUCUCUGCCUUUGUAGGCAAGACUCCAACUGUCCCUGCUCCCAGAUUCUGGGGUAGCAACCCGAUCCUCAGCCGGUUCUGGUAUACGGCUUUCUACUCGGGCAACCAACUGCGCCGGGACCUGAACCGUGCCAUCCUCGGUGGCUCCAAGAACUGGAAGAUUCAUUGGGUUUGGCCCAUCUGCCUCAAGUACAUCACCGGUCCUGCUGUGGCACUGGUGUUUUCUUUUGCCUACCCCAAGUUCCUCAACGGUCACGCCGACGACCCACCAUUCAUCUACAGUUUCGUGCUCAUGCACAUGGUUGUCAUUUUCAUCAUUGGAGCAUUUGUCGCUCCCCGCUUCCUCAACAUCCUCAUCCCCGGGCACCGUGUCGCUCGUGGUGAUGGCAAGUAUGAGGUGGCACCCCAGAUCACCGUGGGCGAAACCCCCGUUCUUAACGAUGGUGGCCUCGAAGGUGGCAAUACGCUGACAAGGCUGUUCGGAGGAAUGAUGCUGCCGUGCCUGAGCCUUCGUCCGUGGAGUACAAGCAGUAGUUUCUCUCCCUACGCAAUGGAACGCUUUCACUUCUUUGUGGCAAGGGUCGUGUGGAUAAUUAGGUAACUAUGGAGUGUUUAAGUUGAGAAGGACUCCAUUGUCACAUUCCCUGCAGUUAGCCGGUGGAUUGCAGAUGGCCCUCAACUCAUAGGUAGCAGCUAUAGCAAUCACCGACGUUUCUUAUAUUCUCG
This is a messenger RNA of Fusarium vanettenii 77-13-4, 2320 nucleotides long. RefSeq lists its product as uncharacterized. Gene Ontology annotation, biological process: sodium ion transmembrane transport. The record is from RefSeq and is a predicted model, not a curated record. The transcript is spliced from 3 exons. NCBI's taxonomy places the organism in Eukaryota, Fungi, Ascomycota, Sordariomycetes, Hypocreales, Nectriaceae. Gene Ontology annotation, cellular component: membrane. Bases 96 to 2195 code for a protein of 699 amino acids.